Messenger RNA from Balaenoptera ricei (Rice's whale), 1004 nucleotides. It is a transcript of the gene PRR16, whose product is annotated as proline rich 16. The record is from RefSeq and is a predicted model, not a curated record. Gene Ontology annotation, biological process: positive regulation of cell size; positive regulation of translation. The coding region runs from base 87 to 1001 and encodes 304 amino acids. The transcript has 2 exons. Lineage: Eukaryota; Metazoa; Chordata; Mammalia; Artiodactyla; Balaenopteridae.
AGCGGCCGCCGCGGCGCCAGGGACCGGGGCGCGCAGCAGCCUCCGCUCGCCCGCCUGUGCUGACCUGCCUCGCUUGCCCCCAAAGAAUGUCAGCCAAGUCCAAGGGGACCCCCUCCUCGUCCUCUCCAGCCGAGGGACCGCCGGCAGCCUCCAAAACCAAGGUGAAGGAACAGAUCAAGAUCAUCGUGGAGGAUCUGGAAUUAGUCCUGGGCGACCUGAAGGACGUGGCCAAGGAACUUAAGGAGGUGGUUGACCAGAUUGAUACCCUGACUUCUGACCUACAGCUGGAGGAUGAGAUGACCGAUAGCUCCAAAACGGACACCCUGAAUAGUAGCUCAAGUGGGACAACAGCCUCCAGCAUAGAGAAGAUCAAAGUGCAGGCCAACGCCCCCCUCAUUAAACCCCCAGCCCACCCAUCUGCUAUCCUCACUGUCCUGAGAAAGCCAAACCCUCCACCUCCUCCUCCACGGUUGACACCUGUGAAGUGUGAAGACCCCCAAAGAGUGGUGCCCACUGUCAAUCCGGUAAAGACCAAUGGCACCCUUCUGCGAAGCAGAGGCUUCCCAGGGGCACCAAACAAAAUUCCAAACGGAGACAUUUGCUGCAAACCCAGCAGUAACUUGGAUAAGGUUCCAGUGCAGCCUCUGAUGCAUAGACCUGAAAAAGACAGGUGCCCCCAGGCAGGGCCUCGGGAACGAGUUCGGUUUAAUGAAAAAGUCCAGUACCAUGGCUUUUGUCCUGACUGUGACACCCGGCAUCACAUAAAAAAUAGGGAGGUCCACUCACACAGCGAACCUGUCCACCCGCCAGGAAAGCUUCCUCCCCAUGGCCCUGCCCAGCCUCCUCCCCCUCAUCUCCCUCCUUUUCCACUAGAAAAUGGGGGGCUGGGAAUAAGCCACAGUAACAGCUUCCCCCCACUCAGACCUGCACCUGUGCCUCCUCCCACUGCACCAAAACCACAGAAGACGAUCUUGAGGAAAUCAACCACUACAACAGUGUGAUGU